Molecule: messenger RNA, 1431 nt
Organism: Truncatella angustata
Lineage: Eukaryota; Fungi; Ascomycota; Sordariomycetes; Amphisphaeriales; Sporocadaceae
Exons: 1
Coding region: 1-1431 (476 amino acids)
Source: RefSeq, a predicted model, not a curated record
AUGACGAAUCCGCAAGAUGUGGAAAUCCUAAUUCACAUCGCUGCGCCCAGCAAAGCUUCCGAUGAUGCCAGAUACAGGUCACUGGCAGCAGCAUAUAUACACUUUCAUCCACAGAAGCGUCAUAAUAUUUCAUCCACAGAAUCAUCCGGCCAGGAAAAGACCAUCAUUCCCGCCACGACACAUACAGCAUCUGUUGCGAGCCAAGACCCAAUUUCACAACAGCUCAUUGGCUCUGAUGAGUGCUUUUCCUCGUUCAGAUCUUUCCAGGCCUCCUUUGACAGUGUAAUUGACAACGUGGGCUCACCUACAAAUGCGGCUCAGUGGCAGACUCCCGGCCCCCAACGACUCAAAGCUGGGAAAAAUGAGCUGCAGUCCUCGUGGAAAACUCCACCGAGUGUUGUACAGGAUUCUGUUCCAGAAAAUGAUGCCACCACGGCAUUGUUGACCACGCCAACGAGAGUACUUGAGCACUAUUUGCAAAAUUUCACAACUCCAUCGCAAGCAUCACAAAGAAUUAGCGGUGAAGGGAACAGGUCUCUUGUCCAAAACCUCACCUCAUAUACUGCCAGCUCUGACCAGAAAUUGCCAGGGCAGGGUGCUAACAAUCAUCUUUUACCCACCAUUCCAUGUACACCUGGGAACAAACCUCUGCAGGUAGCUUCAUCGGUAGAACUUGGGGAGACCUCAUCUGACCUUCGAGUGGACCGGCCUGGAAAUGACGCGGCAAAUGGAACACAAGUUCCGACUUCCGAUGAUGAAGUCGUUGAGGAUACGGUCAUAAUAUAUGAGCCAGAGACGCCACAGAUCAUUAGAGCAGAUUCGGAACCACCCCCAACCAAACGGUUACGGCAAGACAAUCCAGAUGCGAGUUCAGUAGCUCCGACUAGGACGGCUAGCGGCAUUGGACCACAUAAGAUACCAAAUGGUUCUACGAGGACUAUCACAUUUCUCCCAGUCCACGGGUACGGAUACAAUAGUCUUGAGCUGAACCCCCCGGAUCCGCCCGCUGGUUGCGCCUCAGUCCUUCCCGACGACCUGAUCACACCGGGCCUGCAGAAACUCGCUGCAGAUCUAAAGCUUUCUCAGAGAUACAAGCCAGAACUCACAGCUAGAGAAAUACGGCCUUUUGAACGCGGCUAUUGGACGCUAGAUUGCACCGAUUGGCCUCAGGACUUGAAGACCGAGACAUGGGUAUUCCUGGCGAAUUAUAUUGGUACGGGCGUAUCUGGCUGGGGAGUGUCAUGCAAGCGGGAUGAGCAGUUUACAUGCGUACGACUGUAUUGCUGGGGUUGCUUGGUCGCACACAUCUACUUGUUAAUCUGGCUUGCUAGCCGCAGGAGAGUCAGCUACAGUGGAGCAACAUGGAUUGACGGUGAGGGCAAGGUCGUCAUUGCCAUGGGCAGAAGACAAGGAACUUGGAUACGAAUGUGA